UUGUACUGUAACAUAUAGGUGUUAGCCAAAGGCUUUGUGGAUGUAGAACGGCCGGAAGAAAACAACAACAACGAAGCCAAUCAAUUAACAAAACCGAAUCAACAAUUAUACCCCAAGUGCAAACACGGUCUGGCAUUAGUAUUGCAAGUACUUUCCAACGCUUCACAUUGCGCGGUGGCAGCUGUAACGGCAGGAUUUAUUUAAGUUUUUAAAAGAAGAACAUACAUUUCCAGGAUUCAAAAUGGAACGCUGGCGUGGAAAAGUUGCUGUUGUUACCGGUGCCAGUGCUGGCAUUGGUUGGGCCAUUUGUAAGGAACUUUUAAAGGCAGACAUGAUUGUCAUUGGUCUAGCUCGACGUUUAAAGGUCAUGGAAGAACUCAAGUCGCAGUUACCGCCCAAUCAAAAGGACCGUUUCUUUCCCCGCGAAUGCGAUCUAACAUCUUUGCCAUCAUUGCGUACCGCCUUCCAUUGGCUGGAACAACGUUUUGCUCAGCGAAUGCACGUCCUGAUCAAUAAUGCUGGCAUGUGUGAGUUCUCGAAGCUCUUAGAUACCGGCAAUGAUGAGUCCAUUAAACGGGUCAUUGAUGUUAAUCUAAUGGGAGCUGUUUACUGUACAAAGGAGGCAUAUCGUCUGAUGAAAAAAGCCAUGGAAUUUGGCGAAGAAUGUCAUGUGAUACAAGUUAAUAGCCUGUUGGGGCAUGUUGUACCCCAGCACAUACCCGGAUGUGGCUUUAAUUUAUAUCCAGUUGCAAAACAUGCCUUGAGGGCAACCAAUGAGAUUUUACGUAGGGAAAUGGCUGAUGACAAGUUAUUGCGUUUAUCGACAAUUAGUCCCGGCUUAACAGAAACCGAUUUUGGUAAAAAGGAUCCCGUAUCGGAAAAUGUAGACAGCUUUCCAAGUUUUACUGAACCCUUGAAACCUGAAGAUGUAGCAAAUGGAGUCACAUUUAUUUUGGGCUCACCACUUCAUGUAACCAUAGCAGAACUUUUGAUGGUACCCACCACCGAAAGGUAUUAAUUUAAUGUAAUUAAAUUGUAUAAAUGUUAUUUAAAUAAAAUAAUAAUUUGGAAAAAUG
Musca domestica (house fly) is the source of this 1076-nucleotide messenger RNA. RefSeq names its product farnesol dehydrogenase. The coding region runs from base 242 to 1018 and encodes 258 amino acids. The record is from RefSeq and is a predicted model, not a curated record. NCBI's taxonomy places the organism in Eukaryota, Metazoa, Arthropoda, Insecta, Diptera, Muscidae. The transcript is spliced from 2 exons.